Messenger RNA from Myzus persicae (green peach aphid), 1957 nucleotides. RefSeq lists its product as uncharacterized. The transcript has 6 exons. NCBI's taxonomy places the organism in Eukaryota, Metazoa, Arthropoda, Insecta, Hemiptera, Aphididae. The record is from RefSeq and is a predicted model, not a curated record. The coding region runs from base 314 to 613 and encodes 99 amino acids.
UAAUUGCAAUUUUUUAGUUUUUAUCAUUGUUCUAUGCGAUGAGUGAAUUGUAGUUGAGAAAUUAAAUAAUUGAAUGUAUUCUGACUAGCAGCUGGGGUCAGAGGAGAUCUAAUAAUAAUCACUAAUCAGUAGUCAGAGCCUCAGCGGUCAGUCGUUGUUGGGAUUGGGAAUUACGAUACGCAGCUGUCGAUCACAUAUAUCAGCCGUUAAAAUUAAAGUACUUCGCACAAUAGAAAAUUCGUCGCCGUACAUAAUUUGUGUUGUGGUUCUCGAACGACUCGUUUAUAAUUUCAGUGACCAACAACCGUCCAAAAUGAAAACAGACAAAAUCAAAAUUGAAUCUUCUACUGAUGAAUUAAAAAUCCCUUAUGUUCGUUUGGAGCGUUGCAGUUUAGAAGAAAUUAAUGGCUACAAACUGAAACCAGAAAGAAAUGCUUACUACUUGAUUGAAUCUAGAUCGGAAGAACCAAACGAAGAAGAAAGUGAUAAUAAUAUGGUGUCACUGAACUUUUUGACUUUAUUAGGUGAUUGUGGAAGAUUGUUCCGUUCCUAUGUCUUGCUUGAACGAUUAUCUCCAAAUGAUAUACAACAUUUAUCGAAUAAAAAGGAUUAACUAUACAUAUUCUUUCAAUGGGACUUGAAAAUGAUGAUAAAUUUUUGUAUGGUAUGGAUUUCAGUUAUGAAUAAAAUUUAAUUGAAGAACAAAUAUACUCGCAUGUUAAACAAUACUUUCAUCGGUGAACCAGUUAAUUUAGAGGAAUAAUAGGAUUUUUUUUGAUAAAAUUAAUUUUUUACGACAUUUAAAUAUUUCUCUGUAAUGUAAUUUUUUUCUCAUUCUAUUUUUUGAUUUUUAUAUGUUACUAAAUUUUUACAUUGAGAAUUUAUUCCUUCAUUCUUAUUUUUUGUGAAUGUAGUAUGACUGCCAGAUUUUAUUCCGGUUUAAAUUAUUAAUUAUCAUAUAUGUGUAAUGUGUAUGUGUAUUCUAACAUCGAAGGACAAUAAUUUGAAGCCUUAAGGUCGAUGGUAUUCUAAUUUAUGCUGAACCAAUAAAAAUAAUGUUAAACUAGUUUAAAAUCUUAAAUUUGUUUAAUGUAUUUGAUUAAUUAUUUGAAUAUUGGUAUUUGAUUUUUAUUUACAAAGAUGUAUCUUAUAAGUAUAUUUGAACAUUUGAAAAUGAGAUUUUAUUUGGUAAUAUAUCUCUAAUAAUAAACAGCUAAUAUAAAUUUUUUCUUGUAUCCAACAAACUAUUAUUUUAAAUCAUUAAUCAAUUAAUAAGAUUGAUUAAUGAUUCUAAUAAUAAUUCUAUUACCUUGAAUGAGAGUACAGAAUUAGAAUUACUAUUCUAAUAUUUUAAAUCAAAUGACCAAGAGUUGAUAUUCGAUGUUAACCAAUUAUUAUGAUCUUAUAAAAUAUACAAAUAAUCAGCUGUAAUGCAAAGAUAAUGUUUUUGAUAGAAAUCUAAAUUAUUUUUAGAAUUCAAAUUUAUUAAAAAUAUGUUAUUUAUGUUUUCAAAUAAAGACAAACAUUCAAUUGUAUAAUUCAAAAUAAAGAUUCUUGACGAUAUUUGAUCUUCCAUUAAUAAAGAGAGUUAAACUGUCAACUAACUAAAAUAAUGAUCUUUGUGGAAUUGAGUAGUAAAAUUUAUUUUUAUUGUUUAAUCAUUUUACCUACAUAGUUAUUAGCUUAUAUUAAAUUAUACAUUUAAAUUCUAAUAAAACUUCUAUCUUUAGAUGAAUUUAUGUUAGUUGAUGAUUAAGUUAUGCAAGGUAAACUUUUGCUGUAGAAAAAUUGUUACAUCAUAAUUUCACUGUUUAUCAUAACUUUAAUUUUACUAUAGAUUUAUACUAUAUUGAAAUUAUAUUUGUAGAUCUGGGGCAGCAAUCUAAAACUUACUAAUUUGGAAAUUUUGAUUGAUUACUGAUGAGGGUAACCCCUUAUUAAUAAAUUAUCACUGUAU